This is a messenger RNA of Cylicocyclus nassatus, 723 nucleotides long. Lineage: Eukaryota; Metazoa; Nematoda; Chromadorea; Rhabditida; Strongylidae. The record is from the annotation of a GenBank genome assembly.
AUGACUGUGAAAAUCAUCCACCGAAACCACAAAAGAGGAAGUAUCUGUUCCGCUCAUUCAAAUGGACCAAGUUCUUCCAAAUUACCACCCUUGACUGGGUCGAAGCCGGUUUGCGAUGCUUCACCAAAAUUACGACAUAAUUUCAAACCCGUGAAAAUCUUUACCACUAAAGAGCGUAAGAGAUCUUAUUUCGGUAACGCGUUCCAUUUGUGUCGUGAGAUUUUGAGACUCACCAAGUUGGUUGUCCACGCACAUGUGCAAUACAGGCUGAACAACGUUGAUGCUUAUCAGCUAGGAGAUGGUCUGCAGUACAUUUUUGCUCAUGUUGGACAGCUUAACGGAGUUUACCGUUACCAGUAUAAGCUGAUAAGACAGGUUCGUAUGUGCAGAGAUCUGAAGCAUAUCAUCUACUAUCGCUUCAAUACCGAACCAGUCGGAAAGGGACGCGGUUGUGGUUUCUGGGCUCUAGUAAGUGGAGAAGGAGGAUGUAACAUGAUGAUGGAGGCUAAAUUGGAGAAAGUAGUUAAAAAGAUAGAUUUGGCACUGCUGAAUAUUGCUGAGGCUGUACAUGUCGUCAAAGAACAACGUUCUCAUAAAAUACAAAGAUAUGAACCACACGAUUUGCUUUGCAAUCAUCAGAGACUUCAGUUUGUUUUGUUCAUCGUACAGUACUACGGUUUGGUGCUCGAUCUCCUCAUUCUCGGUCUGCAACGAGCAGAGUGA